AUGCGCCUCGUCAACACCGAAACCGUCCAACUCGAGUUCCUCGCCGACGACAAUGUGCCCUACUACGCCAUCCUAUCUCACACCUGGGAGCAAGAAGAGGUUCUGUUUCAAGACAUGGGGCGUGAGAGCGCCAAGUCGAAAAAGGCUACGUAUAUCUGGGACGAUACCUGCUGUAUCGAUAAGACGAGCAGUGCAGAGUUGAGUGAAGCUAUCAAUUCGAUGUAUCGGUACUAUCAAGAGGCUAGCAUUUGUUAUGUGUACCUCGCAGAUAUUUCUACCGUCUCCGAGAUUUCCAAUAGUAGAUGGUUUACCAGAGGAUGGACACUACAAGAGCUCAUUGCGCCAAGCUCAAUGAUCUUCUUCGAAAGAGACUGGCGUGAGUUGGGUACCAAGAAAAGUCUAGUACAGGUUCUCUCACAAAGAACAAACAUACCGGAAUCUAUUCUCUGCGACAGCGAAGAGCUAGAAACAACUAGCAUCGCGCAGAGAAUGUCGUGGGCAGCCGACAGAGUCACAACACGAAAAGAAGACGGCGCAUAUUCCCUCAUGGGUAUUUUUGGUAUCAACAUGCCGCUCCUCUAUGGCGAAGGCGACAAGGCCUUUUAUCGUCUCCAAGAAGAGAUCAUGCGUGUAUCAGAUGAUCACAGCCUCUUCGCUUGGAAAGCCACUGGUGCUCGCGGCGGAUUACUCGCCCCGACGCCAGCUGCUUUCAAGCAGUCGGGUGAUAUUAUCCCGUGGAACCCGUUCACGCCGUAUAAUAGCCCGUUCACGAUCACCAAUAAGGGGGUGCAUAUGGAGGCGCCGUUCAUUGCGCAGGAUACUUCGGGGAGGGGCCUUUGUGUUCUUCAUUGUACUAGGAUUGAGACGAGGGAUAAGUUGAUUGCAGUUCAUUUGAGAGAUAUUUAUUUGACGAUGGAACAUUUUGAGAGGUGUAGGACUGAUGAGUUGGAGUGGAUUGACCUGGACGACUUCAGUCUCACACAGUGCCCCGUGAGGCCCUUGUGUAUCAGACUACACUUUCCAUCGAUCUCUCGGAGAGCAAGACAGAAAGAAGUACACGCUGAUACACUAUCUGAUGCCAGUACAGUUAUUGAGCGCAAUGGCCUGUCAUCACUUUCCGAAGCUGCUAAAGCAGGAGAUUCUGGGUCGAUCUGGUACCUACUGGCUCAACCCCCGUCUGCAACAAGGGACGACCAGGCUCGCUCAGCAAUUUGUCUCGCUGCGCGUGGUGGCCAUGAGCGCGUUGUCAGUCAACUGUUGGCAAGAAGAGACACAUCUGCUCUCAUCGCCGACAUUGAAGGCCGAACUGCACUCUCACACGCUGCAGAGUGCGGCCAAGAAGCUAUUGUCAGAUCCAUCUUAUCCAGCGCCAGAAUCCACCCUGACACAAGGGAUGUACACGGACUAACAGCGCUGUGGUACGCGGUUUAUCGCAGACAAAGAGACUGCGCAAAGCUACUUCUCCAGAAAGGCUCGGUGUCUGGCAAUGUCGGCGGUAGUGGGAUGGACCAAACCGCUCUCUGGCACGCUGUGUUCGCUAGCGAUCUCGAACUAGCGAAACUCCUCCUACAGAACAAGGCACUCCAAUCCAAUGGCGGCGAACCAGCUCUCUGCGCAGCAUUGUCUAACCAACACCCCGCCAUAGCCGAACUCCUCCUCCAACACGGCGUCGACCCCAACGAACGAGAUUCCAAGCGACGAUCUCCACUGCAUAUAGCGUGUAGACAGGAUAACCACGAGAUAGUAGCUCUGCUGAUGAGAUACGGUGCCAAUACCGACAUGCUGGACUCCUCGGGUAAGACGGAACUGGCGUUUGCGACGUUGAGGGGUAAUGUGGCGAUGGUCAAGGUGUUGUUGGAGAAUGGGGCGAAUCCGAGGGCUAAGUGUGCUAAUGGAAAGACGGCUGCGGCAUAUGCGACGGGGCAUGAGAUGAAGAGCUUGAUUGGGAAUCAGAGGUGGUAUAAGACGUUGCUUGAUAGGACGAGUACCAAUCGGUCGGCGGUGUCGUGA
Molecule: messenger RNA, 2010 nt
Organism: Fusarium mangiferae
Lineage: Eukaryota; Fungi; Ascomycota; Sordariomycetes; Hypocreales; Nectriaceae
Exons: 2
Coding region: 1-2010 (669 amino acids)
Molecular function (GO): protein binding
Source: RefSeq, a predicted model, not a curated record